CAGCACCUCCAACCAAGCUCGGGAAGCGGCGCCAGCAGAACCUGGAAACCACCACCACCACCAUUAUCUCCUCCUCCAUUCGUCCCUCGCCCAACCCAUUUCCUCGACGCGCCCACCACCAGACCCCCCCUCUCUCUCCUGCCGGCACAGCGAUUCGACUCGCCCUCUUGUCGUCGGCUUCUUCGCCAUCGUCGCCGUAGUCGUCGCACAGCUGCGCGCCCGUAUUCCCCCUCUCUGCGUCCCUCCCUCUUCUCUCCCUCUCCCCGAGGCGAAAGCAUCCACGUCUCACCGCGCGCCGCGCACACACCGCAAAACGUCGGGGUGACGACCUUGUGCCGCCGGCUUCGAAGCAUCCGCCUUCUGCCUCGCCUGGCGAUGCAGUGACCCGCGCGCGACCUUCAGACACACAGGUCAAACGGAACGCCGCGCUCCAAGACAGCUUCGACAGCUCCGUCGUCCCGCCACGCUGAGCCGGGCGGUGCAUCCCAGCGCAGACGCCCUUUUUUUUUUUUUUUGAGUCUCGUCGCGCCGCCAGCCACCAUGCCGCCGCGUCGCAGGAGUCGUCGCCAGGAGCCCGUCGAGCAGGUCGAGGAGGACGAGCAGCCGCAGCAGGACCCUGAGCCCGACAAUGUGCGCGACCAAGAACAAGAGGAGGAGGAAGAUGAGCCGCUUUCCGACCUCGACUCCGACGAUCUCGCCAACGCCAACGACAACCUGGCCCCCGGCGAGAUGCGCAGCCUCCAAUUCGACCAGGAGCUCACCUGGCGCCCGGCCAAACCCAUUCCCAGCGCCACCCUCGUCGACCGCCUCGAGAGGCUGUCCAAGGAGCUCGCUGCCUUUGACCAGGGCGAGGUCGAUCUCGACUCCAUCAAGCCCGUCACCACCAGCCUCGCCCACCGCAACCUGCUCCAGCACAAGGACCGCGGCGUCAAGGCCUACACCGCCUGCUGCCUCGUCGACAUCCUGCGCCUCUUUGCCCCCGACGCCCCCUUUACAGAUGACCAGCUCAAGAUGAUGUACACCCUCUUCGUCAAGGACAUCCUCCCGGCCCUCCACGACCCUUCCAACCCGUACAGCAGCCAACACAAAUAUGUCCUCGUCUCCCUGACCGACGUCAAGAGCAUCCUCUUGCUCUCCGACAUCCACGGCGCCGAUGAGCUCCUGCUGCGCCUCUUCAACUCCACCUUCGACGGCAUCUCCACCAGCUCCAAGGCCGUGGCCGAGGAGCAGGUGGCCAAGGACGUUGAGAUCCACCUGACCGAGAUGCUCACCGAGCUGAUAGACGAGUCGUCGGGCAGCGUGCCCUCGAGCGUCAUAGACGCCAUCAUCAGCCAGUUCCUGCGAGCGGCGCCGCCCGGAGGCGGUCGCGGCAAAGACCACGGCGACAAGCAAUCCACCCUGUUGCACAAGACGGAGCCCGCCGCCUACACCAUGGCCAAGAAUAUCUGCAACAACUGCGCCGACAAGAUGUCUCGCUAUGUCAGCCAAUACUUCAGCGACGUCAUACUCAACGCCUCGGGUUUCGCCACAAAGUCCAACGGCUACCGCCAGGGAGACGAGUCCGACGACGACGACGCCAACGCCGGCCCCUCCGAGGCCGAUCUCAAGAGCCUCCGCCAAGCCCAUCUGCUCAUCCGCGAGCUCUGGCGGGCUGCACCCACCAUUCUCCAGAACGUUGUCCCCCAGCUGGACGCAGAGCUGUCUGCCGACAACGUGCACCUUCGACUCAUCGCGACGGAAACCUUUGGAGACAUGAUUGCCGGCAUUGGCGCUGCAGGACCUCCGCCGCCGCCGACCCUCGACCCUACCGCCUAUCCGCCCCUGAAGCUGGUGGACGAGUCAGCCUCGCCCGAGCCCGCCGAGGGCAACGUCCUGACGAAGCCCUACUCCCCGCAGUCCUUUGCGCAGACGCAUCAUGCGACAUACCGCAACUUCGUCGGCAGGAAAAACGACAAAGCCGGCACCAUUCGCGCCGCCUGGGUCACUGCCGCCGGAUACAUCCUGGCGACUUCGGCGGGAGGCAUCGGCCUGAGCAGGGAGGAGGAGAGCGAGCUGGUCAAGGGGCUGGUGGAGAAGCUCAAUGACAGCGAGGAAAAGGUCCGCCUGGCCGCCGUCAAGGCCAUCGAGCUGUUCGACUUCCGGGACGCCAUCCUCAAGCUUGGAGUCACUGGUGGCGUGGACAAGGAGGGCUCCGUCUUUGCCAGCCUGGCCGACCGAUGUCGUGACAGGAAGCCGGCCGUCCGCGUGGAUGCCAUGGUCCUUCUGGGAAAGCUGUGGGCCGUGGGGGCGGGCGAGAUUGCCGACGGCCAAGAGGCCGUUACCGCGUGCCUGUCGGGCGUCCCGUCGCGCAUCAUCAACGCCUUCUACGCCAACGACCCCGACCUCAACGUUCUCCUCGACCGCGUCAUGUUCGAGUGUCUCGUGCCCCUCAAGUACCCGCUGAUCAAGGGCAAGGCUGCAAAGAGCGCGUCGCAGUCGUCGUCCCAAGCCAAGGGCGGCUCCGGUGCGGCGGAUCAGGACCGGAUCCGGGCCGAGAGAAUCCUCCUCAUGGUCAAGUCGCUCGACACCCCCGCGCAAAAGGCCUUCUUCGCCAUGCAGGCCCGCCAGCCCCAGUUCGCAAAGGGCGUGGGCAUCUUCAUCCAGCAGUGCGAGGCCUACAACGGCGGCGUCAUCGAGGCCAACGAAGACAAGGUCAAGGCGAGCCUGGCCAAGACGUUCCAGUGGCUCGGCGCCUUCUUCCCCGACCCCCUCAAGGUCAGGGGCGAUCUUCAGAAGUUUGCCAAGCUCAACGACCGCCGCAGCUACCAGCUCGUCAAGUACGCCAUCGAGUCCGAGAGCGAUUUCAAGACGGUCCGCCGAGCCAUCAACGAGCUCAUCACCAAGAUUCAAGCAGGCUCCGCCUCCGGAUGCCUGGAUACCAUCAUCCCCCUCUUGUACCGCUCAAGCUGCCUCAUGUUCAACCGCAGCCACCUCGCCACCAUUAUGGACUACUCCAAGAGCGACAAGCACGGCCUCGCCGCCGUCGCCCACCUGGUUCUCAACGACAUCUCACAGCGAAACCCCGACAUCUUCAAGGCCCAUGCCGAGGAGCUCCGCAAAGAGAUCAUCGAGCAGGCGCCGACGGACAAGCGCACCAAUGACCCGACCGUCGCCGACAUUCUCAAGGCGUACUCGUCCUAUUCCAAGCGAUACCCCAAGGACAUCAAUUUCGACCGGAGCUUCAACCAGACGUUGAUGAACUACGCCCUGUACGGCUCUCCACCAAAGGCCGGCAAGUAUGCCGUCAACAUCCUCCUCGCGAGGAAUGAUGACAAGAGCAGAGUCACGGCCACGAACCUUCUGAGAAACCUCAUCAAGGGUCUCGCCUACGGCAGCCCACACUUCCUCACCAGGCUGGCCGCCAUCAGCCAACUUGAGCGGCUGGCGCCCACGGUCACGGAUGACUCGGACGACGCAAUCCACGACUUGACCAUCAAGAAGAUCCUGCGAGAGGUGCGCACGGAUUCAAAAGGCGAAGCAGACCCGUCUUGGGUGGACGACGCCGACAUGGACGAGGAGCUCCAGGCCAAGACGUGGUGCCUCAAGAUCCUGGUCAACAAGGCACUCGCCACCGAGGAGGAGGCGGAUGCCGAGGAGCGCGUCAAGCCCGUACUCAAGCUGCUCAAGACCUUCAUCAUCAACGAGGGCGAGUUCUGCAAAACCAAAGACACCCCGCUGCACCAUAAGAAGCGCCUGCGGCUCCUGGCAGGGCUCUUAACCCUAAAGCUAUGCACCAUCAAGAAGUACGAUGAGCAGCUCGACCCGCCGGGCUUCAACAAGUUGGCCGAGCUGGUCCAGGAUAGCGAGCUCCAGGUCCGACGGCGCUUCAUGGAGAAGCUGCAAAACUACCUGACGCGGGCCAAGCUACGCGCCAGGUUCCACACGAUUCUCUUUCUCGUCGCCUUCGAGCCUGUCACGGACCUCAAGAACAGGGUAGAGACGUGGAUCCGGUCCCGCGCUCGGUACUACGGAGAGAAGAAACAGCAGAUUCUAGAGGCAAUCAUGGGCAGGUUGAUACCUCUCCUGGCACACCACCCCGAUUAUACCUCCGACACGAACGACCUGGCAGACUUUGCCAACUACUUCUUGUUCUAUCUGGGGGCUCUCGCGACUGAGGAGAAUAUCUCGCUCGUCUACAAGUACGCCGAGAGGGUCAAGCAGACGCGGGACGGCGUCAACCCCGAAGCGAGCGAGAACCUGUACGUGCUCAGCGACCUGGCUCAGACGGUGAUUCGCAAGUACCAGGAGAGGAGGAACUGGAGCUUCCAGGCCUGGCCCGGGAAAGUCGGCCUCCCAACCGGGCUAUACACGGCGCUUCCGUCGAGCGAGGUGGCACAACAGAUUGCGAAGAAGCAGUACAUUCCCGACGAACUGGACGAGCGGCUGGACGAUCUCAUCCGGGCCCUGGACCGGAAAAAGAAGCGCAAGUCCAUGGCCGACGGCUCCGAGCCGGCGCCUAAGCGCGCAAAGACGCAGAUCAAGACGGUAAUUAGGGAGAAGGGCGAGUCGAGGCUCAAGGCCGCCAAGGCCCUCAAGAAGAAGGUUGCGAAGCCAAAGGCAUCGCGGCCGAAGAAGCAAGCCGCGUCAUCGCCACUGAUACCCGAGGCAGACCGCCGCCGGAGCGGCCGCUCGCACAAGGCCUCCAACUACAAGGAGCGGGACGACGAAGACGAUGAGGAGGAGAUGCUGGACGGUGUGGCUGAGUGGACGUACGAGGGCGAGGGCGACUCGUCGGACGAGGGGCCUGCGGCCAGCGAGGAAUCCGCCAGCGAGGAAGAAGGCGCAGACGAGGACGCUGGCGACGAAUCGGGGGAGGAGGAAGAAGAAGAAGAAGAAGAGGAAGAACAAGCAGCGCCGGCGAGCAGCAAGAAGAAUGGGCAAAGGGCCAAGCCCAAGUCCGCUGCCGUCAAGGCCAGCGUCCUCGCGCAGCUCGGCAAGGGCCGGAAGGUGUCGUCUGCGCGGGCCCGCGGCGGCGCUGGUGGUGGCCGCAGAGCCGCAGCGAGGGACUCGUCUGACAUGGAUGUCGACGAUGACGACUGAGUGGAUGAUUAACCACCCCUCGCCACGAGAUGGUACGGGUAUUUCUGAGAAAGGGCGAUGUGGUUCUAUGCGAUGCGAUGCGGUGCGGUGCGGUGUAUUGUGGAGAUCCGGUCCGGCGGUCCUUUGAGCCCCUGUUGUAUUUUCGGGGUUUUUGCUCCCUCUGUUUUUGUUCUUCUUCUUCUCCUUCUUCCUUUUUUGCGAAAGAAUAUGCGCGAGGCGAGGUAUCGAAAUGAGGGCGACUGAUGUGUGUGUGUGUGUGUAUGUAUGUGUGUAUGUAUGUGUCAAGUGUGGCAUCGUGUCCGUGGGGGUUCCGGCCCUCUCCCAGUAGUGUACGUACGUCUAAUGUGACGGAACAGAAUGGGUGAAGACAAGAAGAAGAAGAAAAAAGGCCGGUCUAGUUUCUGC
This is a messenger RNA of Purpureocillium takamizusanense, 5484 nucleotides long. It is a transcript of the gene PDS5, whose product is annotated as Sister chromatid cohesion protein pds5. Gene Ontology annotation, cellular component: nucleus; chromatin. The transcript is spliced from 3 exons. The record is from RefSeq and is a predicted model, not a curated record. Bases 541 to 5079 code for a protein of 1512 amino acids. Gene Ontology annotation, biological process: mitotic sister chromatid cohesion; DNA repair. Lineage: Eukaryota; Fungi; Ascomycota; Sordariomycetes; Hypocreales; Ophiocordycipitaceae.